This is a messenger RNA of Folsomia candida, 3904 nucleotides long. Its product is annotated as IQ and ubiquitin-like domain-containing protein. The transcript is spliced from 16 exons. Gene Ontology annotation, biological process: cilium assembly. Gene Ontology annotation, cellular component: motile cilium; acrosomal vesicle. The record is from RefSeq and is a predicted model, not a curated record. The coding region runs from base 257 to 3397 and encodes 1046 amino acids. Lineage: Eukaryota; Metazoa; Arthropoda; Collembola; Entomobryomorpha; Isotomidae.
AAUAAAAAUGUUGUUAGGAUACCAAAAUCUCACUCAACCGACACAAUAAUAUUCGUCUCGCCAAAAAUAAUGAAAUCGUUUUAUCGAUCAAUCAACCCAUCCAAAGGAAAGUUCCGAUUCACAAAAUCUGGGUGGAGGAACAAGGUUCAAGAACGUUAAGUCCAUAUUGUCCUUCUUUUAAUCCAUCAAUUUCUCCCCUUUAAUCCGUCCCCUCCUUCUUUUCUCUGUAAAACAUUGCACUCUUCGUCCUCACGUCAUGUCUUUUCCCCAAAAAAAUCAGCCAGACGACGUCCCCGACGAUGAAGAAAUCGGCAAUGAUAACAACGAAGAAGGCGAAAAUGAGGACACGAUCAAAGAAAUUGAAUCAAUUUUAGCACAAUUUGACGCCCAAGAAGAAGAACAAGAUGGCGAUCAAGUCCCAGCAAAUGAAGAAGAACAGGAACAAGAACAAGACAUCGUUCCGUACAUGUCAUCGUUUCAAAACGACCCACAAACUGAAGUUGAAGAGAUCCUUGCCCCCGCGAAAGGAAAGAAAACACUGUAUUUUAGAAGUCGCAGUAGUUCAAAUUCGAGAAUUUCAUUACAAGAACAACUUGACGACGAUCAAGCCUGGACAAUUCAGAACGAUGUUGAAUACAAUUCCGACGAGGACAACGAAGCAGAAGACCAGGAAAACGGCGACCACACCGAAUUGGCUAAACUCCUCCAGGAAAUUUCCAACUUUGAAGAAAACCUUGAAAAUCCCGCCGAUUUACCACCUUACGAUCCCGCCUACGACGCUGAUUACUUCUACGAUUACGAUUACACUCUGCAAGACGACGACGAUGGCACUUAUGUCCGCUACAGUUUCGAAGAUAACGUCGAAAAUGAAGACGAGGAGGAGGAGGACGAAAUUCUCCCCAGAAUCGACAGUUCUCAAGCUUUUCUCGACACGGUGAUGACAAUUCCGGAAGAAGAGGGAGACGACGCGCUGGAUAAGGCCGCCCUCAUGUCCGACGUGAAGGACUUGUUAGCCUCGUUUUGUCAGGAUGAGUCGAGAGUUUGUGACGACGAGGAAACGACGCCUGUCGAGGAGUCGAGCACUCUUCCAGUUCAUGACCGGUGUCCAUCGAUCGAGUCGUUUUUCAAGCAGGAGCGAGGGGCCUCCGUCUUCAUUUAUUUGGUUCCUGGGCGAAAAAUGAUGUCGAAACAUGUUCCCCUCGACACGACCAUCUUUCAACUUAAGUCAUCCGUCUCCCGUUUCUGCAAACUGUCCCCUGAACUCUUAGACUUCCGUCUGAAACACAACCUUCUCUCGAAUGCGAAAACUCUCCUCGAGCUGGGCGCCACCCCGCAGAAAAAGAUGCGUUUUACCGUCGAGCUGAAUAAACGGAUGGUCAUAGGCGACGUGCUCCCGAUCCUGCACGUUCCGGAAAUCAGUGACAAACCGGAAACGGAACGGGGCGACACGGUCCAGAUGGUGAACGUGGUCGUCAAAGAUGGUGACGACCAGGGGGGCGUCGUCACCACGGUUCAGAGAAAAGUGGUCGUCGUCCAUCCGAAAGAGAGGAAACCCAUGUUGGGCGGGUUCAAGGACAAAAGAACGGCCACCGUGUACCACGACGCGGCCACGAUGGUCGCCACGGCAGAUUUAUUGGAGGGGGAGGAAACAGAAGAGGAUGUCAGUGGGGAGGAAACGUGUCGAAAAGUUGACAUUUUAAAUCAAUGUCAGGUCUGGAAGAAGGGGAAGAAACCCAGCACGGCGGAGAGGAUGGAUAGAGUCUACUCGAACAAUGAAAUCACGACGCAAACCCCUCUCUCAACCUGGACACAAGUCGAUGUUCCUGGCGUUUACUACUCCAGCGAAGGCAAGGACAUCGUCGUCUACUCGAAGCGAUACCGAACGUACGAAGAAGUCCAAGCCGAACGGGCCCGCGCGGUCACCACGAUUGCGAAAUAUUGGCGAAAAUUGACCGCCAAGAGGAACCGCCAGAGACGAUUUGACACCCUCAUCGCCCGUGUCGACCACGCCGAAAAGAUCCGCAAAGGGAGGCAGGAAGAGAGGAAGCGCAUCAUGGAGGAAGAAUUGCACCGACAACAAAACCCGACCCGACUCCUCGACCUUGAACUCCUUUACCGAGAAAUCAACAACUGGCGAGAAGAGCAGGAAACCUACAUCUUAAAGAACCGCUGGGGUCCGGAGCGCAAAGCCGCGUUGGCCACGCUCGCAGAAAUGGAGUCGGAUCUCCUCCUGGAAUUAGAGCGGACGAAGCGCAACAUCAUCACGAGAGGAAGAAAUAGAUUUAUGCAUGGCCAGUUUAAACAGAUGUGCCUCCCGAGACGUUGGUUUAACCCGAAAUCGUCCUGUUUCCUGUCCUUCGACACCGAGGGGCGAGUCAAAUGCCGGAAAUUGCACGAUAUAUAUAAAGCUUUGCUCCAACGCGUCGAACCCACGGAGGAAGGACAUCGAAGGAGAUUAGACUUGAUCAAAGGCGUUCAUAAGCUGCUCAUGAUCCAAACUGACACCAUGAAGCGUGCCCAAAUCCCGUUAGCGGACAUGUUGACGGAGCUCUUCUCCAGAGAAAUUAAGUUUAUGAACACUCCUGGAGUCAAUAAGCUCCUCUCCGGAAUUCGGAAGAGGGUGGCCAAUACGUUCUUCUAUUUGUGUAUGGAUCCCGCAUUUAACGAUGACGCCCAAAGAGUUGAUAAGAUUCCGUGGGACUCUGUAAAACUGAAGAAGGACAUGAUUCAGUGUAAAGGAUGUAGGAAAAUCCAGUACAAAGACGACUUCAUAAUUGAGAAAGGGACGAAAUUGACGCAGCGCUGCAGAACGUGCGUUGGGCUCUACCGCACCGCAAUUCUCCGCAUUGACCUCAAUUUGUACCGGCAAAUGUUGGACGAGCUGAGACGCGACGAGUUUCAGGCUGGCGUCCCCAACUCGAUGUCAUACCUUAUCGACGCAUUCGACAUGCGCGUCCUUGUCGAGCACAUUUGGCACUCACAAUCCGCCCUGUCCGGAAGUGCGAACCGGUACAUGUUGCGCCUGUGUCGCUGGAAGCGAGAAUUCCCGUGGUCGCCUUGGAACACGGUCCUCCUCACGGAGGAGGAAGCCAUAGCGCAUCUCCACCUUGAAGAGAUGGAGUCGGCUUAUCGACCCUCCUUGAUGCACAAAGUUAAAGUGAAACAUGCCACUGCGAAAAUCUAUUUUCAAGGCUUGGCGAAAUUUGCGCUUCGACUGGACGACCGUGUCGCCGAGUCGUGUCAGAAGAUUAAGGAAUCCGAAAAAAGAGCACUUUCUUCGAUUAAACGGUUGAAAAAGAGGGUCAACUAUGUCGGACUUUUCCAUCAAACCAUGCUCGCCAGAGGGGGAGGAGGAGGAGGAACAAGCAUUAGUGCAGGAGGACAUGUCAUGGCUUAACUGUAAUUAAGAAAUAAUUAGUAAAAUGUAGGCAGCAUGUCAUGAUUAGGUAAAAAAACGUAUGUAUAAUAUGGUGAGAAAAAUAAUGAUAAUAAACUCCGGAGAAUCACGAAAUGGUCGUACAUAUGUACGCAUUUUUGGAAAUAAUUACUAAUUUAGCAUCAAAAUUCGUAAUCCAAAUUUUACAAAUUUUAAUUCCCAUUUCAUUAGCUUAUAUAAUAAAUUGAUAACCUGUGUAGCGUCGCAUAAAUCAUCAAGUGGUCAUAUACUUUGGAAAUAAUUAUUUAUUAAGAUUCGGAAAUUUAGAGGUCCAAAUUUUUGUAAAUUUUAAUUCCCAUUUCAUCUUCUUAUGUAGCGAAACCUAGCGUCGAAUAAAGGAACAAGAAUUAGUGCUGGAGGACAUGGCUUAACUUAACUAUAAUUAAACAGGAUAAUUAGUAAAAUGUAGGUAGCAUGUCAUCAUGAUUAGGUAAAAAAAUGUAUGAAAUGGUGAGAAAAAUAAUGAUA